Molecule: messenger RNA, 1184 nt
Organism: Dipodomys spectabilis (banner-tailed kangaroo rat)
Lineage: Eukaryota; Metazoa; Chordata; Mammalia; Rodentia; Heteromyidae
Gene: Commd9
Product: COMM domain containing 9
Exons: 6
Coding region: 27-626 (199 amino acids)
Source: RefSeq, a predicted model, not a curated record
GCCACCGGACACGUGAUAUCAGGAAGAUGGCCGCCCUGACAGCUGAAGACUUCGCCGCGCUUCAGAAUCUGCUGAAGGCAUCCUCAAAAGAUGUUGUCAGACAGCUAUGUCAAGAGAGCUUUUCCAUUUCGGCCAUUGACUCAAAAAAUCUCUUGGAUAUUACGUGUUCCAGCUUGUCUGUGACCCAGGAAGAGGCAAAGCAAUUACUCCAGGCUCUGCAUCACCUCACUAGGCUGGUGACAUUCCGUGACCUGUCAUCCUCUGAAGCAAUCCUGGCUCUCUUUCCAGAAAAUUUCCACCAAAACCUCAAAAACCUGCUGACAAAAAUCAUCCUAGAACGUGUGUCUUCAUGGAGAACAGAAGCGCAAGCAAAUCAGAUUUCUCUGCCACGCCUUGUUGACCUGGAUUGGAGAGUGGAUAUCAAAACCUCCUCAGACAGCAUCAGUCGCAUGGCUGUUCCUACCUGCCUACUCCAGAUGAAGAUUCAGGAAGAUCCCAGUCUGUGCGGAGACAAACCCUCCAUCUCUGCUGUUACCAUGGAGCUGAGCAAAGAAACACUGGACACCAUGUUAGAUGGGCUCGGCCGCAUCCGAGACCAGCUUUCUGCUGUGGCCAAUAAAUCAUGAGACCAGCUGCAGGUACCACUGCUUGCCCCAGGGGCUGGUCCUUGAAAAAGCUCACCCUACCAUGCAGCCUGCUGUGCAGGGGGCAGGAGAGUGGGAUGGAGGGGCCAGAUGGACUGUGAAGAAACAGCUGGGUCCCUUGCUAUUCUCCCCUUUAGUCUUCCUAAGGCUGACACACAGAGGCCUCCAUCUUUAAAGGCACCCGUGUGCAUCUUCAUGACUGCUGUAGCCGGAAGAAGGAACGUGUACUACUUCUUCAGCUGUCUCCACAUAGCCAUUUGGUGAACUCAGGCUGAAACUCCUGGGCUUACCGCAUGAGUUUACUGCUGACAGUAACUCUGAUGAGUUCAUUUCAAGCCCUGGAUCACAGGAAGAAUCAGGCUGGUGGUGCCAGCAAUGCCUGCUUAUCUGUCAGAGAAGCCAGGCAAAUGCCACAGAGACUGGCCACUACUACCUGGGCCUUCAGGCCCUGCUGGACCACCUUCCUGAUCCAGAAGUUCGAAACACUGCUGAGUGAAGAAGUGGGAAUGAUCGGAAAUAAAUACAAGUCUUAUGAUUCUA